This is a messenger RNA of Musca vetustissima, 2202 nucleotides long. Its product is annotated as pentatricopeptide repeat-containing protein 1, mitochondrial. The transcript has 5 exons. NCBI's taxonomy places the organism in Eukaryota, Metazoa, Arthropoda, Insecta, Diptera, Muscidae. Gene Ontology annotation, molecular function: protein binding; tRNA binding. Gene Ontology annotation, biological process: tRNA 3'-end processing. Bases 1 to 2202 code for a protein of 733 amino acids. Gene Ontology annotation, cellular component: mitochondrial matrix. The record is from RefSeq and is a predicted model, not a curated record.
AUGUUUUGCAGAAUAUUGGCAUACACUGCUGCUAGAAAUUUGUAUAAGUUUCCCGGACAAAUUUUCGUGACGCAACAACAUGCGGUAGCCGCUAGGGUAAAUGCAUCCUCCUAUGGUGUACGACUUUUGCACGUUAAGGUCUACGAUAAAGAUUUGGAGGUACAAAGAGAAGCAAAUCGUAGAAGACAACAUUUAGAGGAACCUAAUGAAAAGUUCGAAACUUUCGCAGAGAAUGCUACACAAUCAGAAUUAAAAUUUGCAAAAUCUCACCAAAGUUCAUCCACGAUAGAUGACAAAGAAAUUGCCAUUGAUCCAGAUGUAUUUGGAAAUGCACCAAAGGAGCCAUUGCCAGAAGAUGAAGGUGACAAAGCCGAGGAGGAGUAUAUUAGCCGACCAACAAGACGAUCUAAGAAGCUGCGAACCAAAGAAUAUGCCGCUAUGAUAAAGGAACAUUUAAAAAAUCAUCGCGUCAAGGAUGCCUUGGAAGUUCUAGAGGUUCGAAUGCUUAAAGAGGACCGUGUAAAGCCUGAAAAUUAUAUUUAUAAUUUACUUAUAAGUGGUUGUGCCAAGGCAGGUUACACCAGAAAAGCCUUUCAACUUUAUACCAAAAUGCGUCAACGUGGUUUGAAAGUAAAAGAGAGUACCUAUACGUCUCUCUUUAAUGCCUGUGCUAAUGCUCCUUCCCGCCUCGAUGGGCUGACAACAGCAAACCGGUUACGGGAGAAGCUUUUGGAAAAGGGGUACGAACCAAAUGUCAAGAAUUAUAAUGCCAUGUUGAAGGCAUUUGGUCGAUGGGGAGAUAUAGAAACGGUAUACCUAUUGGCUGAUGAAAUGGUGGACAAAAAACUGGAGAUGAAUGGCGAAACAUACAAUUUCCUGUUGCAAGCAUGUGCCAGUGAUACAAAAAUGGGAUUUCGGCACUGUCUUCUGACAUGGCACAAAAUGUUACGAAAAGGUAUCCAACCGGAUUAUUAUUCAUUUAAUGCUGUAUUGCGUUGCGCACGAGACUGUGGAUUUGGUGAAUUGGAUUCCAUGGAAGAGGCAUUGAAGGGAAUUUUGGAAGGAAGCCAACAACCUAUUAAAAUAUCUUCUUCUACGACACAUGCACCCCAAUUAGAAAGUGGUGAUUGUUCUCAAAAUAAUGCCAAAUCAACUCCAAAUGAUUUGGUUAAUGAAAACAUUGCUCCCAGAACAUUACAAAUUCAAACAGAAGCUACAUCUUUGGAAUUACCAAAUUUGUUAGCUCCACAACCACAUUUGGGCAGUAUGGUUUCGUUGGCCGAAGUGCAAAAACCGCACGAAAGAUUUCUCCUUUUGGGUGGUCUACAAGGUUUUCUCGAACUGAUGAAGUCGUAUCAUAUAACACCGGAUAUUGAAACAUUCACCACCAUGUUGGAAGUAAUACCGCCCACAAAUACCGCAGAAAAACAAUUGCUGACCUAUAUACGAAAAAUUGGCCUUAAGGCAGAUAUUGAUUUCUUUAAUAUAUUGAUUAAGAAGAGGGCAAUGCGUUUCGAUUACGAAGGUGGAAAAGAGGUAUUAUCAAUGAUUCGUACUGCUGGACUAUAUCCUGAUAUUGUUACCUAUGGAGUGUUGGCAUUGGGUUGUACCACAGUCGAAAGUUCAAGGGAAUUGUUACAGAAAAUGCAACAAAACAAUAUUAGAAUGAAUAUGCAAAUUUUGGGUGCUAUGCUACGCCAAGGCUGUGCCAAAAAAGAUUUUUCUUAUAUUUGUGAAAUUAUACAAAUAAGUUUGGAUGAGAACAUAAAGCCGAACGAUAUAUUCCUUAGACAUUUACAUAAAUUCCAUUUGGAUUGUGCACGGGCCAUUGAUGCAAGACACCCUACCACAAAAACCCAACUCUAUAAAAAAAGCCACAAGAAAUUCUGUGAUAAAUAUCGUCUUUACCUUGAAGAACAUAGUUUGGCCAAUCUAAAACUAGACGAUCAAAUAAAGAAAAUAAGAGAACGCCCUUAUGAACACUAUAAAGAAACUCCUGUCGAUGGUAUGGAGCCUUUGAAGAAUGAAAAAUUGGCUAGCAAACAAAAAUUGCGUAAAUAUAUAAAGAAAAUAAAAAUACAACACCUUAAAGGCGACGAAGAUGAUACCCCACAACUAGAAAGUGUGCAAGAGGAUUCCACGCAAAAAUCUAUUGAUAAGCCCAAAGUAACGAAUGUAAAUAACCCCUUCAGAGUAACAUAG